AUGGAUGAGUCUAUCGAGUCCGAGUCCGUUGCCCCUCCUGUCCGUGCCUCUUCACCCUCGCCAUCCAUCAUACCGACGCCUGCUAUUUCCUCCUGUCAUUCCCCGUCAGACCGCACCGUCUCAACCGUGUCGACCCUUUCGUCCCGUUCAGUCUCGUCCGCCACAUCCGCCGAUGCCAGGUCCUCUGUGUCCACUGUCUCGUCGAGAAGACGAGGGUACAUCCGACCCCAGGGGGUCGAGUUUGCCGAAUCGGCCAGACACCGCGAGAGUGUGAUGAGCUUGGGCAGUAUAGCGCACCUGCAGUAUUACUUUGCCCGCACAGGCUUGUUGGAAGGGAAGGGCGGCCAGGCUCGGGAGUGGAAAAAGAAGCAAAAGCCGGAUGACAUACCGAGACUACUCCUCACCCCAAAUGCUCGCUUUAUCGAGGAUCUGACCGAGAGCCCGACGGACGAGAGCUCGGAACCCGCCGACGAGGAGUUCGAUGAGCAUGAGGUGAUGCUACCUCCGACAGUGAGCACCUAUAGUGUGAAAACUUUCCACCUCCCACCGCCACCGGAUCUCGUAGCUCUGCGAAAGGAUCUCCGGGAUGCGUUAGAUGAGGCCGAAAAGAGCAUGGAGACGAUUGGAUCCCAGAAGGAGCCGCCGCGAAACAUGAAACCUCCACGUAUCAGCGUAGAUGAACUUCCUGACAUUGGCGAUCCGACGCGCAAGAUGUUAGCAGGUGCCACCCCAUUGGGUUGGCACGAGAUUCAAGGCAUGCGUAUCUUGGAUGUUGUGACUCUUGCGAUUCGGGCUGCCAGGAUAUACUAUACCGCCCAUGAACGGCCGGAGCGACUGGCGUCGAUUAAAAGUGAGCGGGAAAUACGACAGGAACUAUUUGACAUGCUGGAAGUCCUGAAACGAUGGGCCUCUCGUAAUUUCACCGGUGGACUGCGGGACGACGAACGAUCGUCCAUCAUGGGUUGGAUGGCCAACGUGCGCAGCAUGCUGGCGCAAGAAAUUCAUAUGGAGGAGGCGGAAGCCCAGGAGCGACAAGGAUGGGCUUGGGCGCGUGGAAACUGGAGUGGCAACGAGAGGGCGCGCGAGGAAGCCUUCCUGCGUAGUUUGCUGGAGACGGAUGCAUUGCCAACAUGGACAGACCCCGAAGGUCAGACCCUACCAACUCCGAUGCUCGAGUGGUUCCGAGACGGGCGCGGCCUGGUCCAAAUCCAUAACCAGGCCGUAAAGAAAUCCAAGAGACCCUUCUGUGAAAUCAAAUCUUUCCAUGAAGACGUUGCUAAACCAUACCGACGGGCGGAUAAUAUUCGGUACUGGACCAAGGCUGCGGAAAUCCGGUGGGAAACCAAGUUAGAAAUGGAUGUGAUGGGGGUGGUCUCCGGGAAUAGCGAUGAGGCUUGGAGGAAGUUUGACACAGCCCUCCUUACCUGGUGCAAGGCAGUUCGCGAAGAGCUGAUGCGAGAUUGGCGGGGGCCUGAUCCAGGGAGCGCCGAUGCAGUGCCUCCCCAUGACGGGGUGGCCGUUGACCCUGCGUGA
This is a messenger RNA of Aspergillus bombycis, 1533 nucleotides long. RefSeq lists its product as uncharacterized. The record is from RefSeq and is a predicted model, not a curated record. The transcript has a single exon. Bases 1 to 1533 code for a protein of 510 amino acids. NCBI's taxonomy places the organism in Eukaryota, Fungi, Ascomycota, Eurotiomycetes, Eurotiales, Aspergillaceae.